AUGACAUUCCUUUUUCGAUCUGGGGCACAUUAUGCCCAGCUACCUGACACUGAGCAGAGCGAUGAGCCACACCACAGCCAUCUGCAAGACGCAAGUGGUCUUAUCGAAGAAGCGAGGCAAAACCUUGGAAAGCGCAAAUUCUCCUUGUUUGCCUCCGUGCGUCGAUCUUCAUAUUUGCGUUAUCAAGAACGCCAAUGCGGGACUUCAUGGAAUCAGCUUGAAUCGCUACCGGACGGAGAAAGAGCCAUCGAAUACGAAACCCAGCGCUUCAAAGGCAGCUUUGGACUGGAGUCCCCUUUCACUGGCAUUGGACCAGCUGUAGAUGCUGCUUGGGAUAACAUCACAAAUGGACCAGCAGGUGGUGCUAUAGGUAUCACCAAAGAACAGUGGGAAGCUGUCAAUCAGUAUCCUGAGUACCCGGUGAUGUUGGAAACAGACCAUGGGACAGGGCGUUACCUUGCCAGCCUUGACGUCUUUCACCAGCUCCACUUUGUGGACUUAUUGCGCAAGAACAUCCACCGUGAGUAUUACGACAAGCACGAGGGCUCAUUCGCCGGUGCCCCAAAACGGGUCAUCGAAGGACACCUGGAACAUUGUAUCGAAACGCUGCGCCAGAUGCUGAUGUGCCACGGGGAUAUUAGUUUGCUGACCUACAACUGGGUUGCAGGCAGAGACAUGCCAUAUCCAAAUUUUAACACUAUUCACACCUGUAAGAAGUGGGAGAAAAUUAGUGCAGUGGAACAUGAGACAUGA
Messenger RNA from Penicillium odoratum, 753 nucleotides. RefSeq names its product oxidase ustYa family protein. The transcript has 5 exons. NCBI's taxonomy places the organism in Eukaryota, Fungi, Ascomycota, Eurotiomycetes, Eurotiales, Aspergillaceae. The record is from RefSeq and is a predicted model, not a curated record. The coding region runs from base 1 to 753 and encodes 250 amino acids. Gene Ontology annotation, biological process: mycotoxin biosynthetic process.